This is a messenger RNA of Solanum pennellii, 768 nucleotides long. RefSeq lists its product as uncharacterized. NCBI's taxonomy places the organism in Eukaryota, Viridiplantae, Streptophyta, Magnoliopsida, Solanales, Solanaceae. The coding region runs from base 1 to 768 and encodes 255 amino acids. The transcript is spliced from 6 exons. The record is from RefSeq and is a predicted model, not a curated record.
AUGCCCAAUAUGCUUGAAGAAGAAAAUAAAAAGAAAGAAGAUGCCAAGAGGAAUAAGAAAUCUUCAGGAGAGGACCAAGGGGACUCUUCCAAGAAUAUACUAGAGAACAAGCAAAAGGAAAAACUUAUUUAUAGGAACAAGGAAAGAAAUUCGCAACUUUACAUGAAAGAGAGGAAGGAUGCAGACAAUCACGAACAACAAAUUAUUCAUGGUGAGUUUGAGAGCCUUGGUGAAGAUAACCAUUAUAGUGCUACCAUAAUAGAAAAUAACACUGUCAGUACGUGUUCGUAUCCCCUCCUUCCUGCUUGCGAGAAAUUAGAAAGUAAGAAAUUUAAAGAACAUAGCGGAAGCAACAUAAGCCGGGAUCAAAAGGAUUCUUUUGUGGAGGAACUUCUUGGCGAACGACAAGAAGAAAUUAUUGAUGGUGAGCCAGAUAUCAACAAAAUAACAUGCGAAGAUGAUAUCCCAGAUAAUUGUGAUCAAAUUAUAAAUGAAAAGAUUAUAAACUAUGGAUCGAGACUUUUGGCAAAAGAUGAAAAUGGUGGAAACUAUCAUAUCACACAAGGAAUGCCGAGAAGUAUCAAAUUUUGUUCCAUCAAUAACCUUUAUAAGUGUACUUUCAGGAUCUCACCAAUUGAAGAUGAAUAUUAUUGGAAUUGUCCAACUGAAGAAGACCAAAAUAUGAAUCAUUUGGCAAAUGAAGAUUCAAGUAUCAAAACAAACAAAAAGACUGUUAGUUGUGAGAGAAAACGGAGAAACAACAACUGA